AUCAUAUAACACACUUUACGUAAGUGAACAAUGAUCCUAUUCAAUAGCAAUUAGCGAGAACAAUACAUUUCUGUUUCCACUAACAUUUCUACGAAUCACUGCAACGUGCAACAUGCGUGUGUUAGUCAUACCAACCCUCUCGGUAAUAAUACCAAAAGUAAUAACUUUUAACUUCCAGGAGAGUUCUAUUAUUAACAGAACAUUAUUUAGCAGCGAAAUGUUCUUAUCUGAUCUUCUAUCCAUGACUUUACCUCCGGAACCGCCAGAUCUGUCAUCACUAGAGAAACUUUUAACACAAUAUACCACAACCACGAAGAAGACAAAUAUCCAGAAGAGUAAGCCCAAAAAACAAGCGAAGCCGAAACCUCCAGCAAGAAAGGACUUUAAAAGUUCGAAGAACACAAUACCAACAUGGCGCAUUCUGCUAUUUUUAUUGAUGAGAGUUCAUCUAGUCAACCUACAGAUUUAUACGUUCCCUAUGCCUCAGCCCCAAAUAUUUAUACCACCACCUCCACUCAUAGCAAUUCCAAUACCAGCCGCCAUAAGUCUCCCACAAACAACAACGACAUCUACUACCACUACCUCUAUCACUGAGGAAAACGUGGCCAUAGGAGUACCCAUUCCUAUGCCUAUACCCAUUCAAAUUGCUGUACCCGCAAUGCCACCUCCAUUGUUUUGCCAGGGAAAACUAAGGUCGAAGAAUUGUCCCCCCUGCCCACCGUGUGUAUGCACGCCACUGUGUACUCCAUCCUUCUUCUCCUAUUGUUCACCAUGCCAUCAGAAAUGUAGAUGUAAAAAGAGGGAAGAUGUUCCCCAACCUUUGCCACUCAACCCUCCUCAGCCAUUCUUAGGCCCGGCUUUUCCGAUGCCAGUUCCUUUCCCACCAGUGGUAGGAUCACCACCCCUUUAUGUGUUACCUUACCCCUCUUGGAAAAAAUCUAGGUAAACGUCGACGGCAGUGAAUUUCUUCAGCGUGCGACAAGACCAGCUGCUCUAGCAGUGUGCAAUGGGAUAUAGGAUCUCACGUCUAGUCUGCUCUUCCAUGAGCCUGAUGCGUUGAGAACGCACCGACGUGUUGCAAAUGUAACUAUUACAAAAUUAUAAUU
Molecule: messenger RNA, 1106 nt
Organism: Manduca sexta (tobacco hornworm)
Lineage: Eukaryota; Metazoa; Arthropoda; Insecta; Lepidoptera; Sphingidae
Product: extensin-like
Exons: 2
Coding region: 113-946 (277 amino acids)
Source: RefSeq, a predicted model, not a curated record